CAGAGAGAGAGGAGGAGGAGGAGAGAGCCGCGUUACUGCGCACAGUGGGCCCGCACGCUCCACUCAUCACUGAAGACAAAACAACAAGUACGAAAAACACGACAUUGUUCACUGACGGGGGGAAGAAAGCUUCAAAUAAGCCCUGCUGAGCACUAUUUUCUCCGGGAGAAGUGAAUAUUUAUCCAGCAGCCUGUGAAGGAGGCAGGUCGGCGGAGGAUCGGCGGCGCGUAGGGAGGAGAGGAGGAGAAGGAUCGUACGCUGAACCGCGCGGUUUAGAGUGAAGAGAAACUGUGUUUCUAAACCAGAAAAAGGAACCGAAUUGAUCACCCCGGAUGUAUAAUGACUUGUUCCUGACAGCACGGAUCGUGGCUGGACUGUGAACUAAAGAAGAGGGUUUAAAGUUGGAGGUCUAAUAGGCGCACCCUGCAGACAACAGGACCCGCAUCUUCAUAUUUUGCGUUUUUACGCAAGCACUUGUGGACUUUACAGCAACAAAAGAAAUACUUUUGCCUGCUUUAACAGAACCAGAGGACAUUUUUGCGGUUGAAAGUGUUUUUUUUCCUUCUGUCUGGGAUGGUUAAUAUGUGCAUGAGAGCGGAUUUACAUGACUGGGAUAAGUUGUGAUUUUUUUUUAUCACACUAACGUCAACACCAGAAGCUUUCUUUUAAAACUGUAAAACCAAAGACAUCAGUGUGCGUAAGGAUCCUAGAUUUUUCCUUUGUUGAUAUAACUGAGAAAAGAAAUACCUCAUAAUUUAUUAAACCUGGAAAGUCAAUAACCAUUUUGAACUCCCAAAGGAAAGUUAAACAUUGUCUUUUGUGGCAGACUCUGGCUUCUACCCCUAUUUCCUCUCUAUACUUCCAAAACAAAUAAAAAAGGAGGAUAACACCUGAAUAGUUUCCAGAACUAUUGAGCAAAGGCUUUACCUUCUUUGUUUUCCCAAAUAAUGAGGAUUGAGACGGUAUAAAACCGGUUUAAGACACUCUUCGGUGUGGAUUAUCACCGCUUCUAUUACCUCAGACUGACCUCGACCUUCACAAAGUAGCAGAGUGCAGAAGGCUGGAACAAUGCCAGAUUCACCUGCGGAUGUGAAAACCCAGCCCAGGUCCACCCCACCCACCAUGCCUCCUCCACCCCCGGCUGUCAGCCAAGCAAGCAAUCGUAACGCCUCAUUCACACCUACUACCAGUAAAUCAAUGCUGAACGGGAGCAGCCACUCUCCUACAUCACUCAACGGUGCUCCUUCCACUCCAAACGGCUUCAGUAAUGGGCCAGCCAUGUCUUCAACGGCCUCGCUCUCCAACCAGCAGCUUCCGCCAGCCUGCGGUGCCCGGCAACUGUGUAAACUGAAGCGCUUCUUGACCACGCUGCAGCAGUUUGGGAACGAUAUAUCGCCUGAGAUCGGGGAGAGAGUGCGUAGCCUGGUGCUGGGGCUUGUGAACUCUACUCUUACCAUUGAAGAGUUUCACUCCAAACUUCACGAGGCCACCAACUUCCCUCUGAGGCCGUUUGUCAUUCCUUUCCUAAAGGCAAACCUGCCCCUGCUGCAGAGAGAGUUGCUGCAUUGUGCCCGGUUGGCCAAACAAACUCCGGCUCAGUAUCUAGCCCAACACGAGCAGCUUCUCCUGGACGCCAACGCCAGCUCGCCCUUAGAUUCGUCUGAGAUAAUGCUGGAGAUGAACGAGCACGGCAAGAGGAGAACCCCUGACAGGACCAAAGACAGCUCAGACAGAGACAGCAUCCACCCGGAGCACCUGGCUAAGAGACCCUGCACGAUCAGCCCCAGCCAACGCUUCAGCCCCAGCACAGGUCUUCCUGCUCAUCCGCCCCCCAACGGUCUCUCCACGCACCCUCCCAACGGCCUCUCUCACCCACCCAACCCCCAAAUGGGACCCCAGCACUAUCGACUAGAAGACAUGGCUCUGGCGCACCAAUACAGAGACGCUUACAGACAUAAUGAACACCGCGAAGCCCGAGACAGACACCGGCAGACAGCAGUGCAUGGAGCCCGCCAAGAGGAGGUGAUUGAUCAUCGUCUCACAGAUCGAGAAUGGGCGGAAGAAUGGAAGCACCUUGAUAAUCUCUUGAACUGCAUCAUGGACAUGGUGGAGAAGACGCGCCGCUCCUUGACGGUGCUGCGCCGCUGUCAGGAGGCCGACCGCGAGGAGAUGAACCACUGGAUCCGGCGCUACAGUGACGUGGAGGAGAUGAAAAAAGGUGGGAGCAACGGACAGCACUGCCUUCCUCCUCCUCCUCUUCCUCCUCCUCCUACUCCUCACCACAACUCCUCCUCCAACACAGCUAGCAGCAGCGAGUCACUGCCCAUAGGAACUUCCUCGGCUGCUGAAAGGCAGACAGGCAGACAGACAGAAAUCCACAGAGACUUCUUACACAGGCCCCCUUCAGGAUACCUGCCUGAAGAAAUCUGGAGGAAAGCUGGUACGACAAGCAUCCCGCUCUCCCCAGCACUAAAGCACCUCCAAAACAGGCAGGAGGAGGCCGUCAAUGAGGUGAAGCGACAGGCGAUGUCAGAGCUGCAGAAGGCAGUGUCAGACGCAGAGAGGAAGGCUCAUGAGAUGAUUUCAGCCGAGCGCUCGAAAAUGGAGAGGGCACUUGCUGAGGCUAAGAGACAAGCAUCUGAGGAUGCAUUGACGGUCAUCAACCAGCAGGAGGACUCCAGUGAAUCUCACCAGAGCUGCUGGAACUGCGGGAGGAAAGCCAGUGAGACGUGCAGCGGCUGCAACACGGCUCGCUACUGCGGCUCCUUCUGCCAACACAAAGACUGGGAGAAGCACCACCACGUCUGUGGUCAGGGCCUGCAGGGACUGCCUGGGGGCAGCAGUGUGCCUCUUGGCACCCCCUCCUCUUCCUCCACCUCCUCCUCAACGUCCUCCAGUGCGCCCCCCACCCACUCAGAGAGCACCCCUCCAGGACCCUUGUCCCUUGUGGGGCCAAGCAGUAUUGCAGCAGGGGCCGGCAGCGGCAGUGGAAGUGUGUCCGCCAGCCCGAAGGAGAGCAGUUCCAGCAGUGCCUCUCGCUCCACGACUCCAGCUACCCCCGCUCUGCUUGACGCCACCUCUCGCUGACGUCUGACCCUCGUUCCUCCCCUGCAUACUGACGCGACAGUGCUUACUCUCCACACAAAACCAAACUGAGGAAUCUUCAUCACACUACUCCCCUUUCUCUUCUAGUUUUCCUCUUAUGAUAAGCUCUUCUGAAAAUCUUUUCACUACCUGAUGACAGACGGUCACCCUCUCCCCAAACACGCAUCCUGUCUUUGUCUCUGUAAUGGCCACACAUACAAAGAUUCCAAUCUGGGGUUCAGUGUAGUGGAAAGCAUGAAAACUGUCUCCUUUUGCUGUGUUCGGUCACAGAAACAUAUCAAAUGUGUUUGACUUGAAGCUAUGAUGAUGUUCCCUCAGUAAUGUAAGCAUGUUAAACACACUGUCCACCAGAGGACACAAGACAAGGGCUGUGGUAAGGAAACCUUGAUCGGGGAGGGUUUAGUAGGCCGAUUAGCACUUGGAUUGGAUUUCCCUUUAAUUUAGCCCUGAGAUGUGCACUAUCAGUCCAAACAGUUCACUGAUGUGGCACUUAUUCUGCAGUGUCCUUACAGAAACAGAAAAGGAACAUCAUACCUUUACAAUGAAUGAGGGAAGGGAAAAACCUGUGAUGUGAUUAAUUCCUCAGAAACACAGCUUAGUAUUUAUUAAAUGUUUCUUUCUGGCUUUAAGGGAAAAUAAGAAAGUCCAAAUAUUCUAAGUAAAGAAUAAUAGUGAUGCCGAUGAUGAUAACAAUAAUGAUAUGAGAAUAAAUUAACUUUAAACUGCUAACUACCUUGCUAGCGAGCCAAGAAAAUCUACACCGGACUCACCUCUCUGCACCAUUGUAAACCCAAAUGAAUUCAAAGAUGAAAAAUAACAUGAUCCAAACCUUUGUAUUACACUGCCAAAGUGAGUAAGUAAGCGAUAAGGAGAAGCACUCAUAACCAAACGCAAAGCAACAUCACCUCCUCAGCAGAUAAGCCAGCCCUGAGAGGACUGGGCUGCAGAGAGGCUGCAGGACGGGACCCAGAGAUAGUCAGACAUUUAAAAGAAAAUAACAAAACUGUGAACAGCUUUGAUCUGCAGCCGCCUCCUGCAGUCUGGACAGAAGUACAGCGAUUCCUCGGCGAUGGCCCAGACUCGUGAAUAAGGACUAUGCUGUGAACUUGCCUACUAGAAAGACUAAAGGAAAUGGAUGGAAACCCUGCCACAGUGUGAUUUUUUAGCGAAUGGUAACAGAGAGGACAGAGAGAAAAGAAGAGGGAAGGAAAAGCUACACAGCCUCAAAUGAGAUGAAGAUACAAAUAUGGCAAUGGAGCUGCCAAAAAACCUCAAAAACAAGCUUGAAAACAUUGUCUGAGAAGGCAUUGCAUUCUAUGGGAAGAUUGUUUGUAAGUCAUUUUUUUAAAAGCUCCACCAUGGGGAGAUAUUUCAAGGAAUUGCUGUUACCUUUACAUUCACUCCCUCCUUUUCCAAAGCAUGAUAAACAGAGUCUAGUGAAGGGUGGUGUAGACUUCCUCUCUCUUUCUACCUCCCUUCACCCCACACCUCCCUUCAACGUCCCACCCCCGACUACUUGACUCAAGUCUCCCCCCUCUCCCUCAGCCUGCUUUGGACAGAGCCUCAGAGCAGUCACGUGGGAAGGGUUCGAACCUUCUUGUAGAUAUUGUUCCUCUUUUCAAAUUUCAAUAAUGUCUCUUGUCGCUGAUGUCCAUAUGUGCUGCCCUUGUGUAUAUCCAGAAAGAUGGACUUUGUUUUGGUUUUGUUACCUUUCAGUUUCCUCCUUUAAGUUUGGGCUGAGCAGUGAAGUCUGAGCGAGGAGGAAGCCCCACAUUUGACUUAUUGUUUGAUUUGUUGUAUCUAUAUUGAUGAGAUGAAACCCCUCUUGUAGAAUAUUUUGUAUUGCUCGCAUUGUAAGACAGUGAGAGGACGGAGGUGCAAUAUGAAGAGAAUUCAGCUACUGAAUGGAACCUCAGCAACUGCCCAUAGGGUGUCAUAUAAUAUAGAUACAUAUAAAUAUAUUUAAAGUAACAUCAGUAACUUAAUGUGAAUGUACAUAGUAUUUAAAGAGGUCCAAAAAUGUGUUUGCCAAAUAACAGAAACCUUUAAACUUUAAUGUCAAGAAUAUGAUUUUCCCACAGUUCACUAGUUUCUCAAUUUUACCAAUUCCCCCUGUUUCUUCCAGUUAAACACCUUUAAUUUUCAGUCAAUUCAAAGUGUCACAUGGACCCUAAAGUGGAUGCAUACAGGACCACAAUGCAUGCAGUUGAAAGUGGAUGAAAACAAAUGAAGGGUGAAUGAACAUAACCAUACUUCAAAGUCAACUUAAACAUAAGAAAUGUAUUCAUAUGUGUCGUAAGUCCUCUGAAUUUGGUCUAGGAUGGCACAAUUGGACUGAAUUAAAUCAAUGUUGGUUGCUUCAUUUACCUGACAUCAGUUUGCAUCCUGCAUGAGGGGGCUCAAUUGAUUGUUGUUUCCAAAAGAAACCCACAUAUCAGAAUUAUGAAAACAACUAAAAGGCUCGGUUUCAUGAAAUUUAGAAAUUGCCUGACUUGAUAUAUCAUGUCAAGUGUUCCGUUUGUCACCAUCCUGUACUGACCCUCUCUCCUGUCCUCAUCAACCUGUGUGUUUGAGUCUUUGUUUCCCCCAAGGUGCAGGAAAACCCAUUUCAGUAGAAUUAGGUUACAUGCCAGUGUUAAGCUACAGUAAAAGUCCAAACUAAUUUUUGAUACACAAUCUUUAGGGUCCCUGUAAAGUGAUAAAAAAUCUGUAUUUUAGCUUUGUUGUAUGACAAGCACUGUUAUGAACCACCGGGCGAAAUAUCAGUCAUGAAAAACAACUCUUAGGUAAUCAAAUUAAGCUUCAAAAUCAUGAGCAAUGAGCCACUGAGUAAUAUCAGCUGAAAACACUCCAUUUCCUGGUGUUGCUCUUCAAAAUAAGUCCUCAAUAAUGAUAAGCAUAGGAGGUUUUUAUUGUGACAGACUUGGCAGGAACAGAACAUGUCUAUCAUCAGACAGUUUACUAAACUUAAGUAUCACAGUGCCAUCAGACAGGAGGGAAUAAACUGUUGCUGCUUUGAGAGAGACAAAGCCAUGGCCUGCUUCCUUUAAUCAUCCAGGACUAAAGACAGUGAAAUAUGGAUAAAGCACACCUUCAGCUGAUGAGAUGUUUGUCCCUGCUGCAUCUGGUUCAAGUAAAAAUUAUACAACCACUUCAGAAAUUGGUCUGUCCCCUGACCUGAGUGCAGCUGCCUGGUCCGUUUUGUGGCUUAAAUCUCUCUAUUUGAAUACUUUUCAUGAUCCAUAGGCUACUUUGGCUGAUAGAUUUUGCAAAAUUAUCUCACAAUGAAUAAAAAAAUGCAUUUAACUGAUUUUAACUUUUAAUGAAGGGAGUGAAAUAGGCUAACAACAGACUGUAUUGAGAUUGACAGCUUGCGGAUUUUAUGUCUUUGUAGCAUUAGGGGGUGGGGUAAUUCCCCAUAGGCCCCGGUGACAUUAUGAGUCCCUGUAUUUGCCCUACCCAAAUUAAACUAAGCCAGGAAAGAGGUGAAAAACUUUACAAACAGUCUAAAUCCAAAAUUCAGUAACACACAGAUCUCAGUGUUUUCAUGUGUUUACAGCAACAUUGUUCCAAUAUAUCUAGUGUGUGAAGACAAAUUUUGGAUUUCACUUUACAGGGACUUUAAACAUUGCUUUUCCACUCUGUAUUGUGUACUUGUUAUCUGGCAUAAGCUAAGAACAGAUGUUUUCUUAAGCCAGCAAAGUGGCGGCAUCUUUUUCCCACUUGAUCAGAAAAUUCACCACCUCUGGUAAACAUGCACGUAAAACAAUGCCUUCAACUUCAGCCACACUAGCAGUCACACAUUUAUACUGCUCAUUAUUAAUCCUUUGUGGUGGGUGUUGGGCCUCAUACACACUUGGACCAAACUUUUUUUUUUUCUUUUUGCAGCAAAUGACAAAAAAAACAAAAAACAAAACAGCUUUCUGUUCAUCAACAGAUUGCUAUAAGUAAGGAUUUUUAACUGGGAUAAGCUAAAGGUAGCCCUGCAUCUGUGUUUGGCAUUUCUGUAUGUGUGUUAUAACUUCUGUGACCCUCCCAUGAUGUCAAAUUCCUCCACAGACCACUCGUCAGUACCCCGUCACACUAGCUACCUCCUGUGACCAUACAGCUAACCACCAGGAGAGGUUGACCUGGACUUUUAAAAGCUGGGCUAAGAGCAGACAUGGAACAGCACAUCCAGAGAGAAAACGAUGAAGGGUUAAAAGGAAAUGCCAUUGCUGAUACUGUAGAUGAAUUUUUACUCUCACCAAACUUCACCUUUUAAAUAUCCAACAACCAAACUGAUACUGCUGGAGUUACGUAUGAGGUGCAGUUAAACUUGCAAAUUACACAACUGAGCACAGACUAAACCAUGACAUGCCAUUUGUCGUCCAAAACCAAUAAAAGCACAGACCAAAGUACUCCUGCAUUGCCAUAUUGUGGCUUUGACACAGUGUGUAUUAACAGACCAGAAAUAAUAAGGUUAGAGCUUCACUACACCACUUAACCAAAGUGUCUGAGAUACACACGAUCAGGGCAGAAGAGCAUAGAGCGCGCUGAAUUAACUGGCUGAGUUUCAAAUGUGUAGACUUCUUUUUCAAGCAAUCAAAGCGCUUGUUGGCUACACAUUGAAUAGUGCUUCUGUCAAAAAUAAUAGGAGCGUUUCCUUUUGGAAAAGGCCUACUGAUAGUGUGUUGUUACAGUUUCAAAGCCUUGCAGAGAUAAAACGUCUACAUGCUGGGUGUGUGCUUGUGUGUGAAUGAUGGCGCGUGUUUUUGUAUUAAAAAAAAAAAAUCUUUUCUUUUCAUGUCUCUGUAUAAACUACUUGAAAUCUUCAUAGCUUUAAUGAAACAUCCCAGACAGACUAUGGUGGCAGAUCGAUUCACAAUAUGUAGCAGUGAUACACCGCUUUACGACAAUUGUAAUGGCCGCUCCUUUUAACUCUAAGUGCUUUGUUUGUGCCUUCUUGUCUGCAAUAAGCCCUCAACUAAACUAAACAAAACCAAAUCCAACACACCUGUUAUAAAUGACCAAAAUGCAACCAAAAGCUACAACUUUACCCUUCAGAUUACACUUUGGUUAUGUUCUUUGUGUCCGUUAUUAUAGCACGAAACACAAGAUUUGUGCUGAGGUGUCAUACAUUUUUCUCUGUGAAAUCUUAUUGAUGGCAAACGCAUAAGGGCUGUGCUGUUGUGAAUACCAUCCAAGGGUCUCUGAACACUUAACAUCAGCCAUGUUUCUAUUUGUUUAUGUACAUGGAUAUGGGCAUGUUUAGAAAAGACAAAUAUUAGCAGGUUGGCAUUUGUCUGCACCCCCCCUUCCCCGACCAACAAUUCUACCAAUGAAGAUUCAAGGCUCAUCUGAUGUGAUGCUGACUCGUCCUUCCUGUGAAACAGGCACUGAUGAACGGCUACAGUUAAAAGCUAAAGAGACAAGUUGAUAGUGCACUUGUUUUGCCUAAAGCCAUGGCUCAGGAUGGUCCUGUUUUUAAUUUUACAUGAAUUGAAAGAGGUUUUAUAUGUCUAGGGAAGCAUUCUAUACUGUAUUGUGCAAUACAUUAUUACAGAAAAAAAAAACAUUUCUGUAGGAAAGGUUGGCGCUUCAAAGAUCUUUCUCCUUUCGUUUCAUUUCCCUCUUCAAAAGACCCUGUUGCCGUUUUUAGAUGAAGUUAAUUGUGCCAGAAGAAUUCAAUUCUUAUUUGUAUUUAUUUCUUGCAUGCUUUCCUCCCUGUUGCUAAUACCGCUCUUUAACUGUUCGCUCUGUUGGAUGUGUGAAGCUGUAAAACAUUCUAAUUCAGGUUAUUGUCUGUGUUGAACAAUGUAACUGUGUAAUUAAA
This is a messenger RNA of Cheilinus undulatus (humphead wrasse), 8920 nucleotides long. RefSeq names its product CBFA2/RUNX1 partner transcriptional co-repressor 3 (gene cbfa2t3). NCBI's taxonomy places the organism in Eukaryota, Metazoa, Chordata, Actinopteri, Labriformes, Labridae. The coding region runs from base 1069 to 3087 and encodes 672 amino acids. The transcript is spliced from 12 exons. The record is from RefSeq and is a predicted model, not a curated record. Gene Ontology annotation, biological process: DNA-templated transcription; negative regulation of DNA-templated transcription. Gene Ontology annotation, cellular component: nucleus. Gene Ontology annotation, molecular function: transcription corepressor activity.